AUGCCCAAAGAAUUGUUGGCGGUUCUUUUUCUUGCCUUUCAUCUGCAUUUGUUUUGCAUCUCUCUCUGUGUCUUAUAUUCUUCCUUAUUACGGCUUUCUUUUUGCCAUUCUCGUUGCAACAAUCGAUUACGUCUUUUGUUUAUUUAUUUAUUUUGUUCUUUCAUUCGUUUUCUCGUUCUUUCUUUCUUUCUUUCUUUUUAUUUUUCUUUAGCAUUUUCAUCCAUAGCGGCUUCUCUAUCCACGGAGAACUAUCUCUCAGGCGAGGCCACAUUUCGUGCUUUCAAGCGAAAUUUCCCUGAGCGACAUAUCUCUGUGGUCAAGUCGGUAGGACGUAACAGGACAAACGAGGCUCCUCCUUCCCAGAAAAUCUAUUUAGAUAAUUCUUUAUCUUCAUCUCACUCUUAUCUAUCUAUGAUAAUAUAUCUCACUAUGUUCAUCUAUCUAUCUAUCUAUCUAUCUAUCUAUCUAUCUAUCUAUCUAUCUAUCUAUGUUCUCUCUCUCUAUAUAUAUAUACAUUAA
Molecule: messenger RNA, 519 nt
Organism: Acanthosepion pharaonis
Lineage: Eukaryota; Metazoa; Mollusca; Cephalopoda; Sepiida; Sepiidae
Source: the annotation of a GenBank genome assembly